This is a messenger RNA of Gavialis gangeticus (Gharial), 4976 nucleotides long. It is a transcript of the gene IGF1R, whose product is annotated as insulin like growth factor 1 receptor. NCBI's taxonomy places the organism in Eukaryota, Metazoa, Chordata, Crocodylia, Gavialidae. Gene Ontology annotation, cellular component: membrane; insulin receptor complex; axon. Gene Ontology annotation, molecular function: insulin receptor activity; insulin receptor substrate binding; phosphatidylinositol 3-kinase binding. Bases 87 to 4178 code for a protein of 1363 amino acids. The record is from RefSeq and is a predicted model, not a curated record. Gene Ontology annotation, biological process: positive regulation of kinase activity; multicellular organism development; positive regulation of MAPK cascade. The transcript has 22 exons.
AGUGUUUUUCCCCCUCCCCCUGCCGUUUGUUUUGUUUUGUUUUGUUUCUGGGAACGGGGGGUUUUGUCCGUCGCAAAGGAAAAGGAAUGAAGCCUGGCGCCGCACCGGGGUCCCUCGCCUUGCUCUGGGGGCUGCUGCUGGGCUGCGCCGCGCUCUGCCUCUGCCCGGCCAGUGGAGAGAUUUGUGGGCCAAAUGUUGACAUUCGCAAUGAUAUCCAUGAGCUGAGGCGUCUUGAGAACUGCACAGUCGUUGAGGGUUUCCUGCAGAUCCUGCUCAUCUCCAAGGCAGACGACUACCGCAACUUCCGCUUCCCGAAGCUCACCAUGAUCACCGACUACUUGCUGCUGUUCCGCGUGGCAGGCUUGGAGAGCCUCAGUGAUCUCUUUCCCAACCUCACGGUCAUCCGUGGGAGGAACCUCUUCUACAACUAUGCCUUGGUUAUCUUUGAGAUGACAAACCUCAAAGAAAUUGGGCUUCACAACCUGAGGAACAUCACCCGAGGGGCCAUUCGGAUUGAGAAGAACUCUGACCUGUGUUACCUUUCCACGGUGGACUGGUCUCUGAUCCUAGAUGCAGUGUCCAACAACUACAUCGUUGGGAAUAAGCCUCCAAAGGAGUGUGGGGACUUGUGUCCAGGGACGAUGGAAGAGAAACCAUUGUGUGAGAAGACGUCCAUUAACAAUGAGUACAACUAUCGCUGCUGGACUACCAACCACUGCCAGAAAAUGUGCCCCAGCUCUUGUGGCAAGCGAGCCUGCACAGACCAGAACGAAUGUUGCCACCCGGAGUGCUUGGGAAGCUGCACCGUGCCCGACAACAACACGGCUUGCGUGGCCUGCCGCAAUUACUUCAGCAACGGAGUCUGCGUGCCUGUUUGCCCCCCCAACACCUACAAGUUCGAAGGCUGGCGCUGCGUCACCAAAGAAGAGUGCGCCGAAGUCCCUACCUCAGAGCUAAGUGAAUACGAGAGGUUUGUGAUCCACAAUGACGAGUGCAUGGCAGAGUGUCCCUCUGGAUUCAUACGCAAUGGGAGCCAAAGCAUAUUCUGCAGCCCUUGUGAAGGGCCUUGCCCAAAAAUCUGUGAGGAGGAGAAAAUAAAGACCAUUGAUUCUGUCACAUCAGCGCAGAUGUUGCAGGGGUGCACUGUGCUCAAGGGGAAUCUGCUUAUUAACAUCCGCCGUGGAAAUAAUAUUGCUUCAGAGCUGGAGAAUUUCAUGGGCCUGAUUGAGACGGUCACUGGGUAUGUGAAGAUUCGCCAUUCACAUGCACUGGUUUCCUUAUCGUUCCUAAAGAAUCUCCGGUAUAUUUUGGGAGAGGAACAGCUGGACGGGAAUUAUUCUUUCUAUGUUCUGGACAACCAGAAUCUGCAGCAGCUGUGGGACUGGAACCACCACAAUUUGACCAUCAAGGAAGGCAAAAUGUACUUUGCGUUUAAUCCCAAGCUGUGUGUGUCUGAAAUUUACCGCAUGGAGGAUGUGUCGGGAACCAAGGGGCGGCAGAGCAAAGGAGAUAUAAAUCCCAGGAACAAUGGUGAAAGAGCCUCUUGUGAAAGCCAUAUUCUGCGCUUUGUCUCCAACACCACCCUGAAGAACCGCAUUAAGUUGACCUGGGAACGAUACCGCCCUCCGGAUUACAGAGAUCUUAUUAGCUUCACUGUGUACUACAAAGAGGCACCGUUCAAGAAUGUGACAGAGUAUGAUGGGCAGGAUGCGUGCGGCUCAAACAGCUGGAACAUGGUGGAUGUCGACCUGCCCCCAAACAAAGAGAACAACCCUGGGAUUUUGCUGCAGGGACUGAAACCUUGGACUCAGUAUGCCAUUUAUGUCAAGGCUGUUACCCUCACAAUGAUGGAGAACCACCACAUUCAUGGAGCCAAGAGCGAGAUUGUGUAUAUACGCACCAAUGCUGCAGUGCCGUCUAUCCCUCUGGAUGUUAUUUCCGCAUCCAACUCUUCUUCCCAACUCAUUGUGAAAUGGAAUCCACCCUCUCUCCCCAAUGGCAACCUGUCUUAUUAUAUUGUUCGAUGGCAACAACAGCCCCAGGACAGUUACCUUUACCGGCACAACUACUGCUCCAAAGAUAAAGUCCCUAUUCGGAGAUAUGCAGAUGGGACCAUUGAUACAGAAGAAGCUACUGAGCCCACCAAGCCAGAGGGCUGUGGGGGAGAGAAAGGACCUUGCUGUGCCUGUCCCAAGACAGAAGCAGAAAAACAAGCAGAGAAGGAGGAGGCAGAGUACCGGAAAGUCUUUGAGAACUUCCUGCAUAACUCCAUCUUUGUCCCCAGACCUGACCGGAAGCGCAGGGACGUGUUUCGAGUUGCAAAUGCCACUCUUGCCAGUAGGAACAGGAACACGACAGGGACUGAUCACUUUGCUAAUGCUUCUGAUGUGGAGGAGAGCGAAAUGGAGUACCCCUUCUAUGAGACCAAAGUGGAAGGCAAGGAGAGGACUGUGAUCUCCUACCUCCAGCCUUUUACUCUUUACCGGAUUGAUAUUCACAGCUGCAACCAUGAAGCGGAGACCCUUGGCUGCAGUGCUUCCAACUUUGUCUUUGCAAGAACCAUGCCUGCAGAAGGAGCAGAUAACAUUCCAGGAGCAGUAACGUGGGAAGUGAAAGAAGAAAACACCAUCUACCUGAAGUGGUCAGAACCAGCAACCCCGAAUGGGUUGAUACUCAUGUAUGAAAUCAAAUAUGGGCAACAUGGAGAGGAGAAGCGGGAAUGUGUUUCUAGGCAGGAAUACAAGAAGCUUGGAGGAGCAAAACUAACCCAUCUGAACCCUGGAAACUUUUCUGCGAGGGUGCAGGCCACUUCUCUGGCUGGGAAUGGGUCCUGGACUGAGCCGGUGUCUUUCUACGUACAGCCCAAACCAGCAGAGUAUGGGAACUUCUUGCACUUGAUCAUUGCGCUCCCCAUAGCGGUUCUGCUGAUCAUUGGAGGGCUGAUGAUAAUGCUGUACGUCUUUAACAAAAAGAGGAACAGUGACAGAUUGGGAAAUGGAGUGCUGUAUGCUUCUGUGAACCCUGAGUACUUCAGUGCUUCUGAUGUGUAUGUUCCCGAUGAAUGGGAAGUGCCUCGCGAGAAGAUCACCAUGUGCCGGGAGCUUGGGCAGGGCUCCUUUGGAAUGGUAUAUGAGGGGAUAGCAAAGGGCGUGGUGAAGGAUGAGCCAGAAACUCGGGUGGCCAUCAAAACGGUCAAUGAGUCCGCCAGCAUGCGGGAGCGGAUCGAGUUCCUAAAUGAGGCCUCGGUGAUGAAGGAGUUCAACUGUCACCAUGUGGUACGAUUGCUUGGAGUUGUCUCUCAAGGCCAACCCACUCUGGUUAUUAUGGAACUGAUGACACGCGGGGAUCUCAAGAGCUACCUGAGGUCUCUGCGGCCAGACACUGAGAAUAACCCUGGCCAGGCGCCUCCAACUCUGAAGAAGAUGAUUCAGAUGGCAGGAGAGAUCGCAGACGGCAUGGCUUACCUCAACGCCAACAAAUUUGUUCACAGGGAUCUUGCUGCAAGAAAUUGCAUGGUGGCUGAAGACUUCACUGUGAAAAUUGGAGAUUUUGGCAUGACAAGAGAUAUAUAUGAGACAGAUUAUUAUCGGAAAGGAGGGAAGGGCUUGCUGCCGGUCCGCUGGAUGUCCCCGGAAUCACUGAAGGAUGGAGUCUUCACAACGCACUCUGAUGUCUGGUCCUUCGGUGUCGUCCUGUGGGAGAUUGCGACAUUAGCAGAGCAGCCGUACCAAGGCAUGUCCAACGAGCAAGUUCUCCGUUUCGUGAUGGAGGGGGGCCUGCUAGACAAACCAGACAACUGUCCUGAUAUGCUGUUUGAGUUGAUGCGCAUGUGCUGGCAGUACAACCCCAAAAUGAGGCCCUCCUUCCUGGAAAUCAUCGGUAGCAUUAAAGACGAGCUGGACCCAGCCUUCAAAGAGGUCUCCUUCUUCUACAGUGAAGAGAACAAGCCCCCUGACACGGAGGAGCUUGACCUGGAGACUGAAAACAUGGAGAGCAUUCCUUUAGACCCCUCCUCCACCCUCCAACCCACUGACAAGCACUCAGGACACAAAGCUGAGAAUGGCCCAGGCGUGGUGGUCCUGCGGGCCACCUUCGAGGAGAGACAGCCGUAUGCACACAUGAACGGGGGACGCAAGAAUGAAAGGGCCUUGCCUUUGCCCCAGUCUUCGGCCUGCUGAUCCUUAGUACAAGAGUCUCUUGCCCACACACCCACCCACCCACACGCACGCAAUUGAGGGAAGAAAGAAAGAAAAUACAAUGUAUUCAAAAGCCUACUGUACCUCAGUGGAUCUUUGGAACUGCCAUAGCUGCACACAGGAGAAUCCUCUUUUCAGUAAACAUGUUCUAGUUUUUUCUUUUUUUUUUUCAAUAUGCGAGCAGAUGUUUGUUUCGGUAAUGGACUCCGCUCGUGGGGCGCAGUUGGCCUUUUAAAACGCUAAUGUUAACACUUCAUAGCAACAGAAAAACUUGAGAUCCAAUGUCUCUCUCUCUUUUUCUUUCUCUCUCUCUCUCUCCUUCCUCAUCCACCCUCUUCUUUCUGUCUCUCUCUCUCUCUGUCUCUCUCUGCUUCAUAAUGGGAAACAUAUCUGCGUGCAAGUUCAACCUUACAACACAGGCUAGGUGCCUCCCUGGUAGCCCUCACAAACACCUGCCUAACACUGUAGGUCUUUAUAAAAACUGAAUUUAAAAGAAAAAAAAAGACUGGAUUUUUAAUGUUGCUCUUUAACCUUUUUAGGAACAUGUAAAAGAAUUAAAAAGGGCCAUCAUUCGUCCAAGGUUGUUACCAUUUUCAACGCUGCCAAAUUUUGCCAAAAAACUGAACUUUUAUUUGUUUUUUGUAGGCAUGGAAAGGAGCACAGUAACCAGCUGCUCUAUUUAAAGGAAAUACUGACCAAUACACUCCAUUCAAUCAUACACUGGUAUUUAAAAAAAAAAAAAAAUCAAAUUUGUCUAGAUCUUUUUUUUUUUAAACUGGA